Molecule: messenger RNA, 3496 nt
Organism: Scophthalmus maximus (turbot)
Lineage: Eukaryota; Metazoa; Chordata; Actinopteri; Pleuronectiformes; Scophthalmidae
Gene: dqx1
Product: DEAQ box RNA-dependent ATPase 1
Exons: 12
Coding region: 303-2741 (812 amino acids)
Cellular component (GO): spliceosomal complex; intracellular anatomical structure
Molecular function (GO): RNA binding
Source: RefSeq, a predicted model, not a curated record
GCCCUGAACGCGUCACGAGGUUUGACAGCUCCAACAUGGCGGCUGUGAGCUAGAGGAGCGUCCUGCGUCUCUUAUCACCGCGGUCGUCAGGCGGAAGUAACCGGGUCGGCUCGCCCCUUUUCUUCCUGGUUCGUGUCCAGUCGGUGUCCGGUUCGGGAGGGAGGGAAGGAGGGAACCGGGCGGACCGGACAACAGCAGCAGCAGCGGGCCGAGGGCGGACACUACAUGUUCACCUGUCCGCCGACAUGUCUCACAGAUAACCUCAGGCCUCACUCCGUGCUCAUCCCCGCCCUCCGCUGACGAUGUCAUCGCCCCCAGCGAAGCCCUCCCCCUCAUCGGCGGCGGCCCUCGACUCCCUCUCCGUGUCCUCCCUCCUGUCCGGGGAUCUAGACGAUGACGGAGAUGGAGGAGGAAGAGGAGGAGAAGGGGAGGAGGAGGAAGGUCUCGGGGACCUGGAGGUGAACCCGUACGACGGUCUGCCGUUCUCCUCCCGUUACUACGCCCUGCUGGAGGAGCGGCAGCAGCUUCCUGUGUGGAGGCUGAGGCGGCGUCUGCUGGAGCAGCUGGAGAACCACAGCAUGGUGCUGCUCAGUGCCACCAGUGGGGCGGGGAAGAGCACGCAGGUGCCUCAGUGGUGUGUGGAGUUCGCACUGUCCUACCACUUCUCCCAGGGCCUGGUCUGCUGCUCGCAGCCGCACGCGGUGGCGGCGGUGAGUCUGGCGCUCCGCGUGGCCGACGAGAUGGACCUGAGCCUCGGCCUGGAGGUCGGCUACAGGGUGUCACACGACGACAGCUGCACGCCCGAAACGCUGCUCAGGUUUGUCAGCGACACGCUGCUGCUGGAGGAGAUGAUGUCGGACCCUCUGCUGCACCAGUACGGCGUGGUGGUGCUGGACGAGCUGCAGGAGCGCACCGUGCCCACCGACGUUCUGCUGGGCCUGCUGUGCGACGUCUGCCGCCAGAGGCCCGACAACUUCCGGGUGGUGCUGCUCACGCACCCGGUGCUCGCCCCUCGCCUCGCCGCCUUCCUGGGAGCCUCCGUCCCUCACCUCCGCCUGGAUGCCGACCCCGCCGCUGGACGCCAGGAAGAGGAAGAGGAAGAGGAAGAGGGGAAGGCCGUGGUGGAGACGGUGGUGGAGACGGUGGUGGAGACGAUGUACCGGGAGCUUCCCUCGGGGAAGGAGCCGGUGGCUGCCGCCUGUCACGUGGUGCUGGACCUGCACAGACGAGGAGAGGACGGAGACGUGAUGGUGUUUCUGGCGAGUGCACAGGAAGUAGACGAGUGUGCGUCGCUGCUGGAGAAGGAGUGCGUUGCUCUGAGUCCUCAGCUCGGUCGUCUCCGGAUCCUGCCGCUCCACGCCGGACUGGGCGGACUGACGCAGCGGGUCUACGACCCCCUAGACCCCGACUCCUCUGUGCUCAGGGAGAGCGGCGGCUCCGAGGGCGCGAAUGGCUGCGCAGGCGCUGCACUGGCAGCCGGGAGUCAGGGAGUCAAGAGGAAGGUCGUGCUCACCGACACGUUGUCGGAGGCGUCCUUCUCUCUGCCCGCCGUCCGCUACGUCGUCGACACGGGCCUUCAACUCAAAACUGUUUACAACCCGCAGAUCAGAGCUAACUCGCAGGUUCUGAGGUUGAUCAGCAAACACCAGGCGGACAUGAGGGGUCAGAGGGUCAACAGCCGACUGCCAGGACUGUGUCUCCGUCUGUACCCGCGGUCGGUGUACGAGGACGGGAUGACGGAGGCUCAUUGUCCCGGGGUGGUGGAGGAGAACCUCAGCCACCUGGUGCUGCUGCUCAAGAGGCUCGACAUCGCCGACAUGGGACAGUGCAAGUUCCUGGACCGACCAGCCCCCGAGGCCCUGAUGCAGGCCCUGGAGGACCUGGACUACCUGGCAGCUCUGGACGACGACGGCAACCUGUCGGAGGUCGGCAUCAUCAUGUCUGAGCUGCCACUGGAGCCGUCACUGGCCAAGGCCGUGAUCGCUGCCUGCGAGUACGACUGCGUGGACGAGCUGCUCACGAUCGCCGCCAUGCUCACAGCUCCGUCCUGCUUCAUCACCUCUGACACCAGCAGAGAGGAAGCUGCUGUCGCUCACUGGAGACCUCUGAUGCACACGGAGGGAGAUCACAUGACCCUCAUUAACAUCUACAAGGCCUUCACCGAGCAUAACCAGGAUGAGGCUUGGUGCGCGACCAACUUCCUCAGUCACACCUCGCUGCGAUUGGCCGCGGUGAUCAGGGCGGAGCUGCUGGAGGUGAUGCAGCGUAUUGAGCUUCCCGUUUCCCCCCCGGCGUUCGGCUGCCAGGACAACUGCACCAACAUCAAGCGAGCGCUGAUCUCGGGCUUCUUCCUCAAAGUGGCUCACGACGUGGACGGCGCCGGUAACUACCUCCUGCUGACUCACCGCCACGUGGCUCACCUGCAUCCCUUCUCCUCCUACCUGUGUCGCCAACCGUGCCCCGCCCCCCCCAGCUGGGUCCUCUACCACGAGUUCACCAUCUCGCGCGACAACUGCAUCCGCAUCGCUUCCGAGGUCCACCCGCAGAUGCUGCUGGAGCUCACGCCUCAGUUCUACCUGGGGAACCUGCCGUCGAGCGACGGGAAAGAGCAGCUGACGGAGCUGAGGCAGAGUCUGGAGCGCGACGAGGGCUCGGACGAGCUCGGAAGGACUCGCAGAGACUCUGUUGGGGCGGGCGACGCCCACAGUCAGUCGGACACCGAGCUCUGCGUCGUCCAAUGAGACGGAGCCGCUCGGGGAAACGAGGAUAAAAAGCCACAACUGUCACUUUUCUGCUUUCUGAUCUGAGAUUAGUUUUCUUCUGUGAAAUCGAAUCACUGUGAUAAUUUCAAAUGGACUUUACCUGAAAAACACUUAUGUACAGUAACGUGUCGUUAAUAUAUGGUGACCUUUUCAUGUUCUCCGUGCUCGUGGUGCGGUUUGUCUUCACUGUACAUUUUUAAAUGUUUUUUUUUAAUUCAUCCCAAUUUAAUGAGGGAUUUCUACGUUUCUAAAUUAUUCAACGAAAACAGUCUCAACACUUCAUCGUCAUCACAGUGUCGCCGUGGAUACAGUGACAACGAUAAAUUAAAAUAUUUUUAAAUAACAACAAUAAACAGCAAAAACUGAAGAAAAAAAUUGAGGGAUGUGGAAAAAUAUAUCAAACCACUCACGGGUCGUUUUCGUCAAAAAUGCUAUUUAAAGCAAAUCAUACUGAAACCAUGUUAUCAUUGCGUGACCUUUGACCUUUGUGCAGCGGCUCCUCAGGGCUCACAUGACCUGUGAAAGCACAAAGCUUCUAUUUUCAGCUUUUUGAUAAACUUUCUCUAAAGUUUCUGUUUUUCCUGCGUCGAUCUUCGCUCUGCCUGCUUCUCUGUGACCUCGUGUCAAGAAUGACAAACCUCUGUGUGAAGUGGACUCGUGUUCUAUGUGAUAGGACGAACCUGCCUACGCAGAAAGAGCCUCAAAUAAAGAAGAUUUUUUUUCAUGUUUCAAAA